Messenger RNA from Psylliodes chrysocephalus, 1701 nucleotides. The record is from the annotation of a GenBank genome assembly. NCBI's taxonomy places the organism in Eukaryota, Metazoa, Arthropoda, Insecta, Coleoptera, Chrysomelidae.
AUGGUGUUUCGCUUCGUCAAUCCCAACUCUCAUACGGUCAUCGGUGGAGUGAGAGUAGUACCAGACAAUCCCAGCGAUAUAGAUCAAUAUGUCAACGUACAAUUUCGAAACACCUCACAACCAGCUUUCGUUACAGUUUCCGGAGAAUCUGGAAACAUAGCGAAACCGUUUGUAAUGAAUCCAGGACGUUGGUCGGUUUAUAUUAAUGUUAAUCAAACAGUUUUCUUGGAUUACUUUGUUCUUUUACCUGAAGAUUUUUAUUUAGCAACGAUUUUGAAUCAGAAAGUUGAGAAACCAUGUACUAUAGGGGAGAGAGAUCUAUGCAGACAUCACGCAUAUCCGAACAGCACAAUUUAUGAUAAAUCUUGGGGCGCUGAAAGAGGUAUUAUUUACUGUGGGAAAAAGGUUAACAUUGUUAUUAAUGCUUUCAUUUGUGACACUCCUGCCAAAUCAUUUAUAUUAGGUAUUAAAAACCAUACUGGAUAUUUUGGUUGUAAUAAAUGUAUACAAGAAGGGGACUUUAUUCAAAACCGUUUAGUUUUUCCUGAACUAAAUAGUACAUUACGAACGAAUUUGUCUUUCAGAAAUCGUACACAACCUGAACACCAUCUUGUAUCAUCAGAAUUGGAAAAUCUAAAUAUAGACAUGGUAUUACAAUUUCCAUUAGAUUACAUGCAUUUAAUUUGUUUAGGUGUUAUGAAAAAAGUGUUAACUUUUUGUAUUCGAGGUACGUUAGAUGUCAGAAUUAAAAAAAAUGUAAUACCUGGAAUGGUGCAAAAGUCAAUUUCCCUUAAGGUACCAAAAGAAUUUUGUAGGUCACCAAGAUCAAUCCUAGAAUUAGAUCGAUGGAAAGCUACAGAAUUCCGACAGUUUCUAUUAUAUACAGGUAUAUAUAUUUUGAAAGAUGCAGUAAAUAAAACAUUAUUUGAACAUUUCCUUUGUUUAAGUAUUGCCGUUAGAAUUUUAUCAGAUAAAGAACAUUGUAAAAAGUUAUUUUAUUAUGCAAAAGAGCUUUUGCACUUUUUUGUUAAGAAAUUUGAAUGUUACUAUGGCCGUCAUUUUAUGUCAUAUAAUGUUCAUAAUUUGUUACAUAUUUGUGAUGAUGUUGAAAACUUUGGUACACUGGAUAUGUUCAGUGCUUUUAAGUAUGAAAAUUAUUUGUAUAAAUUGAAACUAAAGCUUAAAGAUACAUCUAGACCUCUUUGUCAAAUUGUCAACAGAAUCACUGAAGAAAAUUUGCUACUUUUACACAGCCCUCAAAAUGUUAAUUAUCCUUAUGUUAAAUAUAAGAAUGGCGUUGCUAUUUCAGUUAUAUUUAGCAGUUUUUGUAUCAGUUUAUCAGAGUUUAAUAAUGUAAAGUUACCUUUGGUAUCUACGCAGGGUAUAACAGAGCUAGACACAUCUAUAAAUGACGAUAAAGAUUUAAGAGAAAGAUUUACUAAUUACUUAAAAAAUAUAGGAGGAAGAAACACAAAAGAAAUGAUAUCCAGAAUUUUGACAAAACUAUUGAAAAAUUCUCUAGGAGUUCAGUGUUCGUUACUGGGAAAACGAAAUCAUCUUCGUUUCAAAGAUCUAAAACUGAUGGAGGUGAUAAUAACUGCUGUUCGUCACAAUUUUAAUGCCAGCAGCGAAAGUGAGAUCGAACUUUUAGUUGGGGAAUGGCUUAGACUAAGCAAACUGCGGAUAUCAAGGGAAAAAUAA